AUGUAUGAGAAGAGAGAAACAUGGGCAGAGACAUUUCUUAGAGGACACUUUUUCGCCUAUAUGGGAAUGACACAAAGGUGUGAAGGAAUGAGCGCUUUUAUUAAAACAAAGGUUCCGGCAAAUAUGAAGUUAAAUGACUUCAUUCGAAGACUAGACAUGGCUUUGUCAUGGAUGCGACAUAAAGAACGUAAAGAUGAUCAUGAAUCUAACCACAUGAUGCCGAAUUUAGGCAAGACUUACAUGGAUUUGGUUGAAAAACAAGUAGCAACUUUGUACACAAGGAACCUCUACUGGAAGAUAAGAGAGCAAAUUCAAAAGGGAGGAAAGUUAUCUGUAAGUAGAAAAGAAAGAGGCGAAAAUGAAAAUGAAAAUGUUUAUCUACUCGCAAAAUACGGUGAUAAGAGUUAUAGGAAGCUUGUUAGACAACGGAUACCAGAUAAACAUCUAAUAUGCGAGUGUAUGUUAUUCACUAGUUGUGGAAUCCCCUGCUCCCACAUGUUUGCUAUCAUGAAAUUUUUGCAAAUCACUGAGAUCCCAAAAUCCCUUAUUGCCACACGAUGGCUGAAGAUGGAUUUUCUGCAUGUACAUUCUAAUGCUCUAUUUAGUUCAGAGAUGUUCCAUUUACCAACGAAAGAGCGUCACUUCACAGAGCUGAUACAAGAUUGCAAUGAAUUGGCAGCCGUUGCAUCCGCGAGUGAGAUGCGAUACAGAAAGGCCAAGGAGGAGAUUAAAAAGAUGCUUGCAGCAUUGAAAUUGUUGGAAAUUGAUGGCAACGAGAACCAGACACCCGUUACUCCAUCUCUGAAAGUUAAAAAUUCACUUAUCACACGAACAAAAGGAACAACAAGGGUAGGACCAAAUGGACCACCACGACUCCGUCGAUGCACCGAAUGCAAACAAGUGGGCCACAACAAGGCUACUCACAAAAACCAUAAACGAAAAAAACAAAAAGCCAAUCUACUGCCUGAAAUAUCUGAAAACAACAGCGAAGAGGAGGAAAUAUAUGCCACUGAAGAAGAUGAUAACGAAAUAUAUGCCACUGAAGAUGAAGAUGACGAACAAAAUAACGAAGAUGAGGGGGACCACAAUGAAAUGGGUGAUGUGAAUGACAAUUUGGAUGACUUUGAAGGCAGUGGUUUGGUCAGAUAUAGCGGAGGAUGA
Molecule: messenger RNA, 1161 nt
Organism: Humulus lupulus (European hop)
Lineage: Eukaryota; Viridiplantae; Streptophyta; Magnoliopsida; Rosales; Cannabaceae
Product: protein FAR1-RELATED SEQUENCE 5-like
Exons: 1
Coding region: 1-1161 (386 amino acids)
Biological process (GO): regulation of DNA-templated transcription
Molecular function (GO): zinc ion binding
Source: RefSeq, a predicted model, not a curated record